AUGUCACUGCAAGGACUUGACACAAGCCCCUCUCGCGGGGACCGCGACAAUGCCUCGUUCCUCUCUCCUAUCGCAUACGACGACGACGCUUCAUCAAUCCACACCCGCAGCGACCAGGAUACGGAUAGCGACGACGAUGAGCUUAUUUCCCGCGCCAGAAAUAGCCGGGAGCUUCGCGCCCACGAUCGCAUCGUCUUGAUGGAGGAGGAAGAUAUUGAUCGACUUGUUACCGAUACCAGAAAAAAGAAGGAAAGAGAGCGUCGUGGCUCCGGACUCGCCGUUCCCAACUUGAAAAAGAUGUUUGGACGUCGAGGAAGUAAUUCAGGCACUUUUCAGCUCAACAGCUCGACCGAGGAUCUUGUGUCCGAAAAGAGAAGCGCUCGACGUCAGAGGAGACAGAAGAAGCGUGAGAGGCUAGUGGAGAAUGCGCAACAUGGAGAAGAUGGACAGUUGAUGUACGAGAUGGAAGAGGGAGGGAUGAAGGAAGGCAGUUCCACCGGCGAGAGCAGCGAGAGGGAUGAUAGCGAUGAGAUUGAUCGACACCAUCUCAACCUCAUCGCCGAGGCCAAGGCCCAGAGACGUCGCAGCUGGCGCCGUUGGGUCUUUAUCCAUUCCCUUAUCGCAAUUGGCUUUGCGAUCCUCAUCUUGAUGGCCUGGAAGCUGUCAAAGAACCGCAAGGUCAAACCCCUGAAGCAGGCGCUUGUAAGCAACGGCACCGCCCUGUUUGCGCCCACCACCCUUAUCAUCAGCUUGGACGGUUUCCGCGCCGACUUUCUCCAGCGCGACCUGACACCGACGCUGAACUCGUUUAUCGCAGAGGGUGUGUCGCCAAAGUGGAUGCAUCCUUCUUUUCCCUCCGUCACGUUUCCGAAUCACUACACACUUGCGACUGGUCUGUAUCCUGAGUCCCACGGCAUUGUAAGCAACACAUUCUGGGACCCCGAGCUUCAGGCUCAGUUCUUCUAUACCGAUCCAGACCGGAGUCUGGAUCCCAAGUGGUGGGGAGGAGAGCCAUUCUGGGUGACGGCCGAGAAGCAAGGAGUCCGAAGUGCCAUCCACAUGUGGCCCGGAAGCGAGGCGCAUGUUCUGCACAAAGAGCCAAGCAUUCUCGACAAGUUCAACCACAAGGAGACGCUCGAUAACAAGGUUUCGAGGAUCAUGCAGUUCCUUGACAUGCCUGGUAUGGAAGACAAGACGGCGGAUGUCAAGGAUAUGCGACCUCAACUGAUUGCCGCUUAUGUGCCUCACGUUGACUCCAAUGGGCACAAGUUUGGCCCUAACAGCACUGAAAUCCGCGACACUAUCGAAAAGGUAGAUACCAUGCUGAGCAACGUUUUCAAGGGACUCGAGGAGAGAAACCUGACAAAGAUUGUCAACGUCAUUGUGGUGUCGGAUCAUGGUAUGGCAACGACUGAUAUCUCUCGGCUGAUCCAGCUCGAGGACCUUAUUGAUACCGACAAGAUCGAGCACAUCGACGGGUGGCCGUUGUACGGUCUACGCCCCAAGAAUCUUGAUGACCUUCAAGGGUUGUACGAUCAGCUAAAGGAAAAGUCCAAGUCGAACCCGAACUACGAAGUCUAUCUUCGGGACGUCGACAUGCCCGAGCGAUACCACUUCUCCAAGCAUCCUCGCAUCGCUCCCUUGUGGGUGGUACCAAAAACAGGUUGGGCCAUCGUCACCAAAAAGGAGUUUGAUGUCAAGGAGGGACAGAAGAAGAAGCUCGUGUACCACCCCCGUGGUCUUCACGGCUACGAUCAUGAGCAUCCGCUGAUGCGGGCCAUCUUCAUCGCUCGCGGCCCUGCAUUCCCGCACCCAGCAAACAGUCAAGUUGACGUGUUCCAAAAUAUCGAGGUGUACAACAUGCUGUGCGACUCGGUCGGCAUUGAGCCGGUUCCCAACAACGGCACCCUGCGACUACCGCUGAAGCCCGUUGGUUUGCACAAGCCUGAGGAGAUGCCUGAGGAGCCAGCAGACCCCGUGUCCACGCAUGAGGCAGAGUCGUCUGGGUCCAAGGAGCCGGCUCGCCCAACCAUUCCAGAAAAGCCGGCGCAACCUACGCGACCGACAGUCCCUGAGAAGCCGAAGCAACCUGAACGGCCGACGGUGCCAGUGGCGCCAUCAAAGCCGGCAGAGGCCAGCGUGUCUCAGGCGUCCACUAAGUCGGCAAAGCCUUCAAAGUCGGCAGCUCCAUCAUCCAAAGGUGACGAAGAUGAGGACAGUGAUAGCGACAGCGACGACGAAGACGAUGAAGAAGAAGAGGAGGGUUGGUGGGAUUGGAUCACUCACAAGGUGGGGAAGGUCUGGCACAAGCUGACCGGAGAAGAAUCGGAUUAG
Messenger RNA from Fusarium vanettenii 77-13-4, 2334 nucleotides. RefSeq lists its product as uncharacterized. The transcript is spliced from 2 exons. Gene Ontology annotation, biological process: nucleoside triphosphate metabolic process. The record is from RefSeq and is a predicted model, not a curated record. Bases 1 to 2334 code for a protein of 777 amino acids. Gene Ontology annotation, molecular function: ribonucleoside triphosphate phosphatase activity; nucleoside triphosphate diphosphatase activity. NCBI's taxonomy places the organism in Eukaryota, Fungi, Ascomycota, Sordariomycetes, Hypocreales, Nectriaceae.